ACCACAGUCUCUUAAGGUUUUUAGUAAAAAAACAUAAGCUUAAGGACUACAAAUGGGGCCCAUCAUAUAAUCGAGAAAGCUUGUCUGAAUAUGGUCCUGACCAUAGAAGAAACUACGAUUAAAAUUAAUUAAAAUGGCAGAAAAAGCGGCUCAUCAUACUACAACUAUUGUUGGUCGUCCAACAAUUUUUGAAGCGAUUGCACAGGAAAAUCUAUCCGCUACGGGCUAUCCAGCAAUAAAAAAAAUUAUUAAUUAUAUUGUUCUUAAAAAUCCUGAUCAAUUAAAAUGGCUAAUUCAGUAUUUUGAUGAAGUGUUUCUAGCAAUAAAUUCCAUAUGUCAAUAUCAUUAUUUGAAGAAAUAUGGAGGAACAUUUUCAGAAAAUUUCUAUAACCUAACCAGAUUUUCUCAUACAAACAAUUUUAAACUAACUGAUAAUCAAUUGUACAUUAGUUUAGUAUUAGUCGUUGGUGUGCCUUAUUUACGAAAUAAAUGUAAUAUUUAUGUUGAACAAUUACAAGAGAAAUAUAAAUUGCAGUUUAAAGAGAAAUUAUUUAUAAAAUUAUAUAAGAUAGUAUAUACAUGUUGGGAAGCACUAUGUCUAAUAUAUUACAUUAAAUAUAUAAAUGGAUCUAGUCAAUCACAUUCUCCAUUAUUAGAUAUGGCUGGAAUGAUUUUAAGUUAUAAACCUAUUGAACCUACAAAUAAUGAACCUCUUGCUCAAUUAAGUGUUAAAGAAUAUUUUAAGAACUAUUUAUUCUAUGGAUUAACUCAUUCAUUGGAACUGGGUGCAUUUUUAAUGCAGUUUUUGAAUUUAUGGCAUUCAGAAAAUUUACAGUCAAAAUUUAUUGCUUAUCCAAUACCUAAUCCUCCAAAGGAAAUUGAUAAGUAUAAUUCACUCAGAAAAACUAAUAAAUGUCCGAUAUGUAUUAAUGAAAGAAAAAUGCCAACUGCACUUUCUGUAUCAGGGUUUGUUUUUUGUUACAAGUGUUUACAUAAAUCACUUAUGAUAGAAUCUAGAUGUCCAAUUACUAAAUUACCAGCAACAAUGCAAGAUAUGAUAAGAAUUUAUUCGGAUACUUAAUUUAUACGGCACAGUUGGUGAUUAUAUUAAUACUUUUUUUAGAUUCCAUGAUUUUUUUUUAUUUAUUUGUAAAAAAAAAAAGUUAUUAACUUAUUAUUAAUGUUUGAUGUAUACCAAUUUAAAAUAAAUAUUGGUGAAAUUUUUGUUACAUGUUACUUGCCCGUUGAAAAUGUAAACCUAUUAAUUGUUGAAGUAAAUAUUAUUCAUAUUCUCAUGUAUAGUGUUAUU
Messenger RNA from Sipha flava (yellow sugarcane aphid), 1309 nucleotides. RefSeq names its product peroxisome assembly protein 12 (gene Pex12). Gene Ontology annotation, molecular function: zinc ion binding; protein binding; ubiquitin-protein transferase activity. Gene Ontology annotation, biological process: protein monoubiquitination; protein import into peroxisome matrix. The coding region runs from base 134 to 1081 and encodes 315 amino acids. Lineage: Eukaryota; Metazoa; Arthropoda; Insecta; Hemiptera; Aphididae. The transcript is spliced from 8 exons. The record is from RefSeq and is a predicted model, not a curated record. Gene Ontology annotation, cellular component: peroxisomal importomer complex; peroxisomal membrane.